This is a messenger RNA of Diospyros lotus (date-plum), 2946 nucleotides long. RefSeq lists its product as uncharacterized. Gene Ontology annotation, biological process: protein ubiquitination. The coding region runs from base 155 to 2779 and encodes 874 amino acids. The record is from RefSeq and is a predicted model, not a curated record. Gene Ontology annotation, molecular function: ubiquitin-protein transferase activity; RNA binding. The transcript has 12 exons. NCBI's taxonomy places the organism in Eukaryota, Viridiplantae, Streptophyta, Magnoliopsida, Ericales, Ebenaceae. Gene Ontology annotation, cellular component: CCR4-NOT complex.
GCUUUAAAAGCCGUCCGUCCAUCCAUCCAUAGAAAGCCAAACUCCCCUCUAUCCUGCGGUUUACGAUACCCUUUAUCGUACUGUCUUCUGCCUUCUCCUAUCUCUCUCUCUCUCUCUCUCCUUCUGUUCUUGGAUCAUCGAACCCACUGCAAUCAUGAGCAGCGAAGAAGAGAAGAAGUGCCCUCUAUGUGCCGAGGAAAUGGACUGGACUGAUCAGCAAUUGAAGCCCUGCAGAUGUGGUUACGAGGUGUGUGUUUGGUGUUGGCAUCACAUAAUGGACAUGGCAGAUAAAGAUGAGACUGAAGGAAGAUGCCCUGCCUGCCGGACACCUUAUGAUAAGGAAAAAAUUGUAGGGAUGGAAGCGAAUUGUGAAAGGAUGGCAUCAACAAUGAAAGAUCGGAAAGGUAAGCCGCAGAAGGUGAAGCCAAGAAAAUCUGAAGUAAAGGACUUGAGCAGUGUUAGAGUGAUUCAGCGAAAAAUGGCAUAUGUGAUUGGGCUUCCUCUUAGUCUAGCUGAUGAAGAUCUCUUACAGAGGAAGGAGUACUUUGGUCAAUAUGGCAAAGUGUCUAAGGUUUCCCUAUCUCGUACAACAGGUGGGGCUGUUCAGCAAUUUGUCAAUGACACAUGUAGUGUAUAUAUUACUUACUCGAAAGAGGAGGAGGCCAUUCGCUGCAUUCAGUCUGUACAUGGUUUUGUCCUGGAAGGUAGGUUGUUAAGAGCAUCAUUUGGUACUGCAAAGUAUUGCCAUGCAUGGUUGAGAAAUGUGCCUUGCACAAAUCCAACUUGUUUAUAUUUACAUAGUAUUGGUGCUGAAGAAGAUAGUUUUGGCAAAGAUGAAGAAGCUGCAGUUCACACAAGGAAUAGAGUCCACCAAAUUGUAGGUGCUACGCAUGAUAUGCAACAGCGCUCAGGGAAUAUGUUGCCUCCUCCUCUAGAUGAUCCCUUCAACAGCAGUGGUGUUCCCACUGACACAGUUAUUGUCAGAAGUGCCCAUAAAGAAACAACUCAUGCUACAGUAUCUCCAACUGGAAAAAUGACUUGCUCCCUUUCAACCAAAGAUAAGGAUGGAGACAUUAAAGCACCUAAUAGAACUUUUGUAGAUAUCGUUGGACGGUCUAGUUCUGGUCCAGAAAAAGUUGGGAAUGUAGCUGAAGAUGGGAAGAUUUUAAACUUAUGCUCUGACUUCUCAUCAGAAACAAUUGAUAGAGGCAAACACGUUGAUGGUAGAUCCUCUAAUUCUAUGCUAUAUAAGUUUUCAUCUUCAAGUUAUUCACCCAUUGGAGUGACAAGGGAUAAAGAUUCUCAGGGAUACUCUAUCAGAUCGUUUGGCAAACAUUCAAAGUUUUCAAUAUUCCCCAGAGCUGAUUUUACACACAGUGAUGCAUGCAUUGCAGAAGACCAAUCUCACUUGAUUUUUGAUUCACAAAGACAAGUAUUGCCCAAUUCAUGCUGUGAUGGGAGAGAAGAUUUACCAUCAGUUGAUGAUCAGAGAUCAAAUGGUUCUGACUGCUUAAUUCAGGGAUCUUCUGUGUUUCCUUCAUCUGACGUGGAUCAGAGCCCCAUACGUAAUCAUGUUGAUAAAGCUUCUAUACCCUUUAAAUGCGUAAAUUCAGUUUUGAUGGAUGGAUGCGAUGACAGGAAAUCCGACAGUUCCACUGAAUCAGAGGAGAUUUUGAGAUGUUCUAACUUUUUCUACACUGAGGAUAUAGUAGAACAGUUGAGAAGGCUUGAUGACGAUAAUGUUACCAAUGAUGAUGACCGUUCUGCGGUAGAUGUGGUUGAAAGCAGUAUAAUCUCAAAUAUCUUGUCACUGGACUUUGAUUCUUGUGACAAGUCCUUGACCUUUCACGAAUUGCUUGAGGGAACUGGUGGGUGUCAUGGUACUUGGAAUUUUCGUAAUGGUGAUGAAUCCAGGUUCUCAUUUGCCAAAGAGGAGAAUUCUUCAAACCAGGCAACUGUUUUGGACUACCCUGCCAAUAAAAUGGAUCAGGUGUCAGAGAACUAUUCUUACCUUCUGGAUUCCAUGAAAAAUGAUGAUCAUUACUUGCAUGGGCCUCAUCUUUGUGUGUCCAGAUCUCUAAGUUCAACUCCCCAGGGAUUUUCAAUGCCUUCCAAAGAACCACCUGGGUUUUCUGGGUGUGAGAGAACACACCCGGUUCUUAGUGCCACCUCUGGGACUCCGUUGGUUAAGACCUCUUCUUCCCCAAACAAUCAGCACCGAGCACUGUCUGCAGGAAAUGUCAACAACACUCCUAAUUUGGAUUUUAUUGAUCCUGCCAUAUUAGUUGUUGGUGCUAAAGGAACAACUGUGUUAAAUAAUUCAGGCUUAGAGACGAGGCCAACAUGUACGUCCCAACCUACCAUGUAUGACGAUGAGGCAAAACUUUGGCUCUUGAUGCAGGAACCUGUAUCUGCACAUCACAACCCAAAAUUUCCCAUGCAGGAGACCCCAUCUGCACAUCGGGAACUAAGCUUUUCUGGUUUCCUUGGAAAUGGAUUUUCUGUCAUGAGUGACAGAUUUGAUCUAUCGUCAAGGCUUAUGGAGCAAUGCCAGAUGUAUAAUCCAUCUCUGUUUACUCCAUUGUCGAAGCAGAAAUAUGGGAGUGGAUGCAUUUCAAACGGCGGCGGGUGCUGGCCCCAUCUGGAUGAGGUCCAACUCCAGGUCAGGAAUGAAGUAGGAAUGGCAGAAAUUCAGAGAAAUGAGAGACUAGGAUUCAACAAGGUGUUUCCGGGGUAUGGGGUUCAGAUGCCGGGCUCGGGGAUGUUGUAUACAAUAUAGAGUAUAUGGGUUACAGAUAGAUUGUCGUUUCUUGUUCAAAAUGACAACUCUCUUUUGCCAUUCUCAAACUGUGGGUUUAGCAGAAGAUCAAAUAUUUAUAAUUGUUAAUAUCCUCUUGAUGUAGGAGCAGUAGUAGUAUGUAUUUAUGUUUACCGUCUGUUGCUGCA